AGAGCGUUUCACAACAAACCAACACACGUGUGUCAGUCAGUAAGAAGUGACUGAGGGAUGCAUUGACGCAUUAGCUUAUAGUUCCAAGAACCCGUCUGGACCCAUGGGUCGAAGUAAAAAAGGCUUCAAUUGGCGGGCCCGUCAACCCGUGGCGGGCCAUUACACCGACGAGAAGCAAAUUCAGGCCCUGGAAAAGAGCUACGUGCCCCCCUGGGAUAAGGGCGCGAAUGAGCCCGAUCCCGGGCAGGUGGAUUUGAAACGCGGGCACGAUGAGGCCAAUGCGUGGAUUCUGCCCGCGCAAAAGCGCUGCUUCAAGCGGGAAAAGAGCCUCCAUCUGCCCAGCACCAAAUUGUUGAGCAAAAAGCGUCGGAAACACUUGGAGAAGGUGGUCCAACAGAAGCACAAGAAGGCCCAGUGGGCCCAACUCAUUCAGGAUCUGGGCCAAGUCCAAUGCGAUCCCCAAGCCCUGGACCAAAUGACGUCCAUCUCCAUGAUCCAGACCAAAGGCCUCAAACGUCAAUUCGCCGAAGAUCAAUACCGAGAGCAACAUCCCGAGCUUUUCCCCACCCAAUCCGAAUCCUCGUCAUUGGCCCGCCUCACCCCAAAUCAGCCCCUCAAACGGGCGAAACUCAAGAAACUUUGGCCCAAACCGCCCGCACCCGAAUCCAGAGCUCCAGAUGUCCUGGGCUUGGAAGAGCCAUCCUCGUCCGAGGCCUCCAGCUCGGAAGACGACUCCGAAGACGAACCUCCGGCAGUCACGCCCAUCGAGUCUUCCCCCCCAGCCCCGCCUCAAGAGGCCGCCGACGCCCGACCUGUUGUGGUCCCACCCCCGAAAUCCGGGAAAAUCCCACGGACCUUGCCCAUCAAUCGGGGCGUGCCCAAUCCCAGUACUUUCAUCAGUGUCCAUCGCCAUCCCGAAGUUCAAACUAAUCGUGAAAAAUUACCCAUCCUAGCCGAAGAACAGAUCAUCAUGGAAGCUAUUCAUGACCAUCCUGUGGUGGUUUUGGCCGGUGAAACGGGUUCAGGUAAAACCACGCAAGUCCCUCAAUUCUUGUACGAGGCCGGGUAUACCAAGAGUGGCAAACUGAUCGGCGUAACCGAGCCUCGUCGAGUGGCCGCCAUGUCCAUGUCUCAACGAGUUGGAUUCGAGAUGAACUUGCCCGAUCUGGUCUCGUAUCAGAUCCGAUUUGAAGGGAACACUUCCGAACAAACCCGGAUCAAAUUCAUGACUGACGGUGUGCUCUUGCGCGAAAUGGCCAAGGACUUCCGAUUGCGCAAGUAUUCGGUUAUCAUCAUCGACGAAGCCCAUGAGCGGUCGGUGUUUACCGAUAUUUUGAUUGGGAACUUAUCCCGAAUCGUUCCUCUUCGAGCCAAGGACACUGAAAAUGGUCCCUUGAAGCUGAUUGUCAUGUCGGCCACGCUUCGGGUCGAGGAUUUCACGGAGAACUCCAAGUUGUUUAAAACAGUGCCACCCGUGAUCAAGGUUGAGAGUCGACAAUUCGAGACCACGUGUCAUUUCCAGAGAACCACCCCCGAUGACUAUGUGUCGGCUGCCUUGAAAAAGGCGUGUAAAAUUCAUCGAGAAUUGCCCGAAGGUGGUAUCCUGAUCUUCGUGACUGGUCAGCAAGAGGUCAAUCAAUUGGUCCGGAAACUCCGGGACUUGUAUCCAUCCAAAAAUCUUGAAAAAGACCAGCUGGACGACUUUAAUGGACUGGAUGAAGAAGACGAGACGAUUGAGAAAACCCUAAGAAAAGCGACGCUCAAGCGAAAGAAAGGCCAACAAUCCAAAGUUCCGACGAGGUCUGGCCCAAUGGCAAAGGGUGUUUUGCCCCGAGUUGACUUGAAUCAAUAUCGAGCCAUUCCUCUCGAUGACACGGAAGCUGAUGCAAUGAGGGAUGAUCAGCCAGAAGAAGAAGACGUCUUGGAGGCCGAUCCGGAGUCCUUGGGCGUGACUACAGGCGGGCAACCCCUCUGGUGCUUGCCCUUAUACUCCUUGCUGAAUUCCGACAAGCAAGCCCGAAUCUUUGAACCAGUGCCAGAAGGUCAUCGGCUAUGUGUCGUGUCCACCAAUAUCGCGGAAACUUCCCUAACCAUUCCUGGUAUCAAGUAUGUCGUGGAUUGUGGAAAGGUCAAGACCAAGUUCUACGACAAGCUGACCGGCGUGACCACCUACCAAGUGACUUGGGGAUCCAAGGCUGCGGCUAAUCAGCGCGCCGGUCGGGCUGGUCGAGUUGCCCCCGGCCAUUGCUAUCGGUUGUUCUCCAGUGAAGUGUUCAAGAACGAUUUCCCCCUCCACGCUCAACCUGAGAUCUUGAAAAGGCCAGUAGACGAUCUUGUGCUCCAGAUGAAGGCCAUGGGCAUCAUGAAUGUGAUCAAUUUUCCUUUUCCCACUCCUCCCGAAAUGAGUCAAUUGAAAGUGGCUGAGCGUAGGCUACUGUCCUUGGGAGCCUUGCGAUUCGAUAAGGCCAGUAAGAUUCAUCAAAUCACACCUCUGGGCAAAUCCAUGUCGGCUUUUCCCGUGGCCCCGUGUUUUGCCAAGAUGUUGGCUCUAAGUGAGCAGCAGAACCUUAUGCCUUACACCAUCUCCCUUGUCUCGGCCUUGACAGUCCAAGAAGUCCUUUUGGAAACACCAGUGGGCAAUCACGAGGACUCUUUCAAUCAAGACGAAGUCCGCAAAAUUCGGAAGAUUUGGGCUGGAAAGGGUAAUCAUCUUUUACUGGGGGAUCCCAUGAUUCUUUUGAAAGCGAUUCACGCCGCUGAAUACGAAGCAGGGAGUCGUGGCAACAUGCUCGAUUUUUGCAAUCGAUACGCAUUAAGGCAUAAGGCCAUGAUUGAGAUCCGCAAACUUCGUCGACAGCUCACCAACGAAGUCAACCUUGUGCUUCCCCACAUAAACUUAGCCUUGGACCCCAAGAUGAGCCUCCCCGACGACAAUGAAUCGAAUCUGUUGCGCCAAAUCGUUUUAGCCGGCAUGGUCAAUCAAGUUGGGCGACGGCUCGAGGUUCCACCCAACAUCACCGAUCCCAAAGAACGUGCCAAGCUCGAAAACGCCUACCAAUGUGGCAAUCUGGCUGAUCCGGUUUUUAUGCAUGGACGAUCCAUCUUCUUCUUGAAGAAGAAGACCGUCAAACCCCCCGAAUGGAUCGUCUAUCAAGAAGUCUUUGAGACGGAUCGGAUGCAUAUUCGCGGUAUGACGGCCAUUGAGCCAGAGUGGUUGCCAGUGUUCGCCAAGACUCUCUGCAACUUCCUGCCGCCUUGCCAGGAACCUGAGCCCUGGUACGAUAUCGAAAGUGGGCGAGUCAUGUGUAAAAUCAAUGGGACUUUUGGCCCUCAAGCUUGGCCUUUACCCACUCUUACGCUUCCAUAUCCGGACACGCCAGAUGGCGGUGCUGUGAAAUAUUUCGCGCGGUUCCUUUUGGAGGGAUUGGUCACUGAUAAAUUGGAUUCGUUGAAAGAAGCUCUAUUGGUGCGACCACUGACCUUCACCAGAAGCGCCUCAUAUCAGGGCGAGCAUGUCAAGAAGUUCCUUCAGGCUUUGGCAGACGAAAAGGUUGCUUGUCGUGCUUCGUUGGCUAAAGUGAGUAAGAAGAACCCCGAAUUCCUGCUGAAUGAGUUCAAGGCCUUUGUUCCGAAAGCGAAGGUGAAAUCAUUGCCCUCCAUAUGGCCUUUAUGCUGAAUUAUAUCAUUUUCGUGUUCUCGGUAAUUAUGUGAAUAUAAUUUUUUGAAUUCCGGA
Molecule: messenger RNA, 3733 nt
Organism: Tigriopus californicus
Lineage: Eukaryota; Metazoa; Arthropoda; Copepoda; Harpacticoida; Harpacticidae
Gene: kz
Product: probable ATP-dependent RNA helicase kurz
Exons: 2
Coding region: 104-3676 (1190 amino acids)
Biological process (GO): maturation of SSU-rRNA from tricistronic rRNA transcript (SSU-rRNA, 5.8S rRNA, LSU-rRNA)
Cellular component (GO): nucleolus; intracellular anatomical structure
Molecular function (GO): RNA binding; ATP binding
Source: RefSeq, a predicted model, not a curated record